Messenger RNA from Xenia sp. Carnegie-2017, 1238 nucleotides. Its product is annotated as putative zinc finger protein 66. The record is from RefSeq and is a predicted model, not a curated record. NCBI's taxonomy places the organism in Eukaryota, Metazoa, Cnidaria, Anthozoa, Malacalcyonacea, Xeniidae. Gene Ontology annotation, biological process: regulation of transcription by RNA polymerase II. Gene Ontology annotation, cellular component: nucleus. Gene Ontology annotation, molecular function: DNA-binding transcription factor activity, RNA polymerase II-specific; RNA polymerase II cis-regulatory region sequence-specific DNA binding.
AUUAACACUCGUUUUGGACCAUACAGAGGAGAGGUACUUUCGCUUAAAGACGCAGAGGAUGGAAGAGAUCCUGCGUAUAUGUGGGAGAUUGUACAAGGAGGAAAGGUUGUAUAUUGUAUUGAUGGUAAGGAUCUUGCUCAAGGUAAUUGGAUGAGAUUUGUGAAUUGUGCAAGAUUUGAAGAAGAACAAAAUAUAAUUGCAUAUCAAUAUAAUGGAGAAAUUUACUACCGAGUUUAUAAAGAGAUUGAAGCCGAUAAAGAAUUGCUUGUUUGGUAUGGAGAUGAGUAUGCUGAACAGUUGGGAAUAUCGUUGUUUGAUGAGGAAGAUAAUGACAAGCAUCAGUUUGAAGUUGGAGGUCACAGCUGUAGACACUGUGGAAGGAUGUAUACUUAUCCCGAUUAUUUAGAGAAACAUUUAAAACGAUGUCCAAUGCUUGUUUGUACGAAUCCCUGGGAAUGUCCACGUUGUGGUCGAAAGUACAGUAGUGAAGACUAUCUAAAUGUUCACAUGAAAAAUGAAUGCGGAAAAAUCCACGAUUAAAACGACAUGUGAGGGUUCAAACAGGAGAGAAACCUUAUCAAUGCAAACAUUGUGGUAAAACAUUUAGACACCUUUCUAAAUUGAAUGAACAUGUUAGGAUACAUACUGGAGACAAACCUUACCAAUGUGAAAAUUGUGGUAAAAGAUUUACAGUGCUUGGUAACCUAAAACGUCAUGGUAUGAUACAUACAGGAGAGAAACCUUAUAAAUGUGAACAUUGUGGUAAAACAUUUUACAAUUAUGAUUUAAAUAAACACCUUAGGAUACAUACAGGAGAGAAACCUUAUCAAUGUCAACAUUGUGGUAAAACCUUUACACAGCUUUGUAGCUUAAAACGUCAUGGUAUGAUACAUACAGGAGAGAAACCUUAUAAAUGUGAACAUUGUGGUAAAACAUUUCAGAACUGUGAUUUGAAUAAACACCUUAGGAUACAUACAGGAGAGAAACCUUAUCAAUGUGAACAUUGUGGUAAAACAUUUUCACAGAAUUGUGAUUUGAAUAAACACCUUAGGAUACAUACAGGAGAGAAACCUUAUCAAUGUCAACACUGUGGUAAAACAUUUGGUAAAACAUUGAUACAUACUGGAGAGAAACCUUAUCAAUGUGAACAUUGUGGUAAAAGUGUCUAUGAUACAUACUGGGAGAAACCUUAUCAAUGUGAACAUUGUGGUAAAAGAUUUACAAGUCUAAUAAUUUAA